Nannospalax galili (Upper Galilee mountains blind mole rat) is the source of this 1423-nucleotide messenger RNA. It is a transcript of the gene Tmem222, whose product is annotated as transmembrane protein 222. Lineage: Eukaryota; Metazoa; Chordata; Mammalia; Rodentia; Spalacidae. The coding region runs from base 17 to 643 and encodes 208 amino acids. The transcript is spliced from 6 exons. The record is from RefSeq and is a predicted model, not a curated record.
GCGGGGUGCGCGGAGCAUGGCGGAAGCGGAAGGGAGUUCUCAGCUUCUCUUGCCGCUGCCACCUCCCCCUCCCGGGAUGGCGGAAGUGGGGGCGCCGACGGCGGCCGAGAGGGACAUGAAGCAGCACCACGGGGCCGGCGGCGUCACUAUGGACGUGGAGCGGAGCCGCUUCCCCUACUGCGUAGUGUGGACGCCCAUCCCGGUGCUCACGUGGUUUUUCCCCAUCAUCGGCCACAUGGGCAUCUGCACAUCCACAGGAGUCAUUCGGGACUUUGCUGGCCCCUAUUUUGUCUCAGAAGACAACAUGGCCUUCGGAAAACCUGCCAAAUUCUGGAAAUUGGACCCCGCACAGGUAUAUGCUAGUGGGCCCAACGCGUGGGACACAGCAGUUCAUGAUGCCUCUGAAGAGUACAAGCACCGCAUGCACAAUCUCUGCUGUGACAACUGCCACUCACAUGUGGCAUUGGCCCUGAACCUGAUGCGUUACAACAACAGCACCAACUGGAAUAUGGUGACACUCUGCUUCUUCUGCCUGCUUUAUGGGAAGUACGUCAGUGUCGGGGCCUUCGUGAAGACCUGGCUGCCCUUUGUCCUCCUCCUGGGCAUCAUCCUGACUGUCAGUCUCGUCUUCAACCUGCGGUGAUGGCUUUCAGGUGGCCCAAACUUUCCCAAGGAGGCCCUUGUACCACUUUUUGGUCCCAGAUUCUUUAUCCCCACCCUCAAAGGCAAGGUUGGCCUCCUGGUUGGAAGUAGAGUCAGGGCUUGGCAUAGAAGGUCUGAGGGUGUGAGGCAGGGCAUCUGCUUGUUGUGACUCACUGGCCAUUCAGAAGCUCCCUGUUUUCUCCCUGGGUGUAUGACCCCGCUCAUGGCGUCCUCCUUGUCCUCCCCCUAAGUUCUAAGGUCUUACCUCCCUUAGAGCUCAUCCUGCCACUGCCACUGGACUUCUGUCAUAUCCCAGGGUCCAGCGAGGACAAGGACCUGCUGGACACAGCAGUGCCGUGCUGCCUUCUGGCCCCAAGGUGGGGCAGGACAUUCUGAUAAGUCUGUGUACCAAACAACUUGGAGCCUUCUCUGCUGGCCUCGAAGGGAGCAGAGGGUCUGGCUGGGUUCCUCUCCCAGAGCUGCCAGAGCUGCACUAGCAUAAUGUGUCCCCUGCAGCCUGGGGCUUGGUGAAUGCAGUGUGCCCCCUGUAAAGCAGGGAGGGUGAACUCCACUGGCCCCAACCCAGGGAGUUCCUCAUGCUGAUAGUGGCACCCCUUAGAUCCAAAGUGUGAGUAAACCAUCAGAGUACCUAGUACCACCAUGGAGUGGAUGGUCUGUUUCAGGUUGUUAGAACGGGGCCUGUGUAGUCCACCUCGCCCCCUGCCUGGUGGGUUCCUUUGUGAGGGGCUCCCUGGCAGAAAAUAAAGAGUUUUGAAUCCAG